This is a messenger RNA of Paramacrobiotus metropolitanus, 2259 nucleotides long. RefSeq lists its product as uncharacterized. Gene Ontology annotation, molecular function: protein binding. NCBI's taxonomy places the organism in Eukaryota, Metazoa, Tardigrada, Eutardigrada, Parachela, Macrobiotidae. The transcript has 3 exons. The record is from RefSeq and is a predicted model, not a curated record. Bases 999 to 2015 code for a protein of 338 amino acids.
UACUGCGUACAGAAUCGAAAGAAUCGUUUAACCGGUAAUAGUUAUAUGAUCCAUCUUUGUGUUUUCAUACGGACCUUCAACGUUCUUGAAAUUUACUGGAUAUUGUGUUGCUAUAACUUCCAUCUUUGUUUAAACUAAUCGUACGGUGGCAUAUUCGAAACAUUUAAGGAAAGGCUAUGGAGAGAGAUGGGAAAGACAACCAUCAUCUGAUAAAUUUAGUAAUCAACGGACAAUGUGUUCUUCGCACAAAUUAUCGCUUGCUGAUGCAAAUUGCGCCUGAUUACUUUGGAUUAUUGUUCAGUCAGGAAAGCUAUACGGAAAAGGAACCAAAGGACAUCAGUCUAAUUCUUCCGGUCGAUGUGGACGUGAGUACAGCGAAGCGGCUUCUAGAGAAUUUGCUCAACAGCGAAGACCCCUUCGAUGAGCAUAAGACGGGAGUGCCGCUCGCUCAACUGUUGGUAACUGCUAACCACUUCGGCUUGGCGGAAAUUGCCGGUAAAUGCGCCGAACGUCUUGAGUUGAUAGUUAAUCGGGAUAAUUGCUGUUAUCUGUGGAAGUUGGCCAACUCCUGUGAUCAGCCGAAACUCGGCCGGCGCGCUGCCUCCGAAUUAUUUCAGUGCGAUCUGCACAGUCUCGGUACAUCGGAGACUUUUCUGGAAUACAGCAGGGAUGAAUUUUCAUGGUUCUUGUCCCAUGAAAGUCUGACGGCCCAAAACGAAAAAGAUAUAUUUAGCCUCAUCAUUUCGUGGUGCCAGUUCGAUAAAGGCUUGCGUUGGAAUGUGGACGUGUUCACAACAUUAUCAAAAUUACACUGGGAUCAGUUAGUCGAAGAUCUUGAUAGCCUAACAGGAAAAUCGCACGACCCAUUAUUGCUAUCGUCAUUAUAAAGGGCAGCGGCAUCGCAGGGUUUCUUCCUUUCGGCAAAUGCGCUUUCACUGAAGUAAGUAACUCCACAUUACCGACUUCCGAAGCGUGUCGUUAUAAUAUACGUAACCGAUAUGCCCACCCAAUUGGACCAGAGCGGAUCAGACAUUCAAACAAACCCAAACGGUGCGCAGCUAUACGCAUACUAUCCGCGCUGGAGGAAACUCCGGAAGGUCGAAUGGCCGUGGAAUGCGGAUGAUCUAGCGAACAGUUCGCAUCGGAUGAGCAAGUAUGCUGCAUGCACUGGCAGGGAGUUGAUCUUUCAGUGGUGGAGUGAACAAUGUCCGUGUUGCAUCUUCGAGGGGAAUCGCAUUAAGUGGGAAAACGGUAUCAACAGAGUGGUGCCGAAUCUUUCCAGUGUUUCUUCGUCGGCGCAUCAACGUCUGCCGCCCUGCGGUACGGUGGCGUUGGACCUAGGUACCAAAGCUUUCCGCCGCAUUACCACGCUGAAUUGUCUAGAUUUCGAUGCUCAACAGCCGGUAUUUAUUGACCAUUGUGUGUAUGGAUGCAACAAGCAAUGCCAGUUCCUAAAACAUGAUCUCCGAACUGGCUAUGUUCGGGGUCUGCCAUAUUUUGAGGGGAACCGUGACCUUGUCGCUGGGUGUCUUACGGUGAUCGGCAACCAAAUUACCCGCAUAACUUCCAACCAUACAAAAAUCAACGUCUUCAGCACACUCACUGAACAGUGGAGUUGCAGCCGCUGUCCCAAGACAAUCUUGCCACGCUCGAAUCCCGUAGCGGCUCUUUGCGGACCGUUUCUGUACAUGUCCGAAAACAGUCCGUGGGGCCUGGCGUACGCAGCACAUCCGGCUCCUCUCCAGCGUCUGGAUAUGCGCUCCGGAUUCUGGGAGCGAAUGCAGCCGCUUUCGGCACAUCAGCGUCGAAUUCUGGGGAUGUUUUCCUAUGGAGAUCACCUGCUGACCUUUGGAGAUGAGUUGAAUGCGGAUCGAGAAACCGUCAAGACUGUCCAAUGCUAUGAUGCGCACAACAGCCGUUGGGUGAACGAUAGCGUGUGCGAUUCGGCUGCUCAGUAUGCUCAUCCAUUUUGUACGACUUGUUGUUUUCACAUGGAGCUGUUGGACGUUUUAUAAAGUAGAAUACUUUUCGCACAAAAAUAUGGGCACCUUCAUAAUCGGUGAAAUUUACUGUGCGGUUUAAAAAGUAUGUGAUUACAGAAAAAAAAUCUGUGGGACUGGGCAUACCAUGUUCUUCACAGGUGAGACUGUAUAGUGUAUAGAAGUGCAGUCUUGCAGUAUGUACACCUGAUGAUCCAUCCUCAUCUAGUGUCUAGUAUACUGUUUUGACUGAUUACAGUGGAUGACAAAGAUAUUUUAA